CUCGUGCAGACAGACAUGAAUCAAACGGUCCAGCCGCCCAUGCACACCAGUCCAUCCAAGCAGCACAUAAGUCAGUCUGUCAUGUGCGCACAAGGCCACACAUGUCUGCCGCUGCCGUCGUCGCAAUGGCUCCUCCUCUUCUCACUCACUCAGCCCGACUUCACCUGCAAAACAUCCAUCCAUCCAUCCAUUCACUCAUUGGGCUUUCGUCGUAUCCAGGCACUCACGUGAUAGAUUGCGAUCUCCUUGGCGGUGGAGCUCAUGCCCGCCGCCAGGGUGCCGUCGCCGUCGUCGUUGCGUCGGCCGAGGUAGCCAUCGGGAAGGUCGUCCUCCUUGACCCACUGAAGCAUGCUGCGCACGUCAGCUGUCGGGCCGGGGCUGCCGAAAGCGAGCCGCAGAUACCCGUCACCCAAAUACACCUGCACACAUGACAUGUGACAGCCAGUCAGGGGGGUUCAGUGCCAUUUACUGCAGUGACACUAAUUAUGUGUGCCCUCCACCCACCUUGCCGCGGGAGUCCAUAUUGGUGGCCUUGAUGAAGGCGUCGCGGCCGGCGACCUCGACCACCUGUUGAGCCUCGGGGAUGGGCACCUUGGUGACUUUGGCGUACGCACCGCUGAUCGAGAUGAGGAAGUGGGGCACCGGGUAUUCAUUCGUCUGUGUGGGGUCGGCGCACGGCAUGAGUUGUCCCUCGAGGAAGGCGCCAAAUCGGUGUGUGUCGUCGUGGUUGACGAGGAACAGCAGACCGCUCGCAUCGCCCACCUUGUCGACCAUCGUGCCGAAGUCACCACCGUCACGCGUCGAACUGACAGAGAGCAAAGGGCAGAGGGGAAUGGAGUGACAUUGCGAGAGAUCAGAUGGUCGUUUCUGCGUACCUGUAGAGGAGUGUCAUUGAGGGCUUGGGUAUCUCCGUCAUGGCCAGCACCUCACGCGUCUCCUCGAAGGUGAGCAGUGGGGCCGGGGGCCGAUAGACGUCCUCCAUCUUGAGGCCAUACAUCUCCACAUCCUUCU
Molecule: messenger RNA, 1011 nt
Organism: Vitrella brassicaformis
Lineage: Eukaryota; Vitrellaceae
Source: the annotation of a GenBank genome assembly